This is a messenger RNA of Prosopis cineraria, 1004 nucleotides long. Its product is annotated as auxin-binding protein ABP19a-like. The transcript has a single exon. Gene Ontology annotation, molecular function: manganese ion binding. The record is from RefSeq and is a predicted model, not a curated record. Gene Ontology annotation, cellular component: cell wall. Bases 60 to 689 code for a protein of 209 amino acids. NCBI's taxonomy places the organism in Eukaryota, Viridiplantae, Streptophyta, Magnoliopsida, Fabales, Fabaceae.
ACCACAUACACACCCUAAGGGAACAAAAGGAAAUUAAGCAACAUCCAGCUAAAAUAAAGAUGAUUCUCCCCAUUAUCUUCAUCUUUUGCGUUCUCUCCUCCUACUCUCAAGCUUCUGUGCUAGAUUUCUGUGUUGCAGAUUAUGCUGCUCCUAACAACCCUUCAGGAUAUUCUUGCAAGAGCCCUUCAAAGGCCACUGUGGAUGAUUUUGUAUUCCAUGGCCUAGGUGUUAAAGGUAACACCUCAAACAUUAUAAAAGCCGCGGUGACACCGGCGUUCGAUGCUCAAUUUCCCGGCCUCAAUGGUCUUGGAAUUUCCUUGGGUCGUUUAGACUUGGACAAGGAUGGAGUUAUACCAAUGCACACACAUCCUGGAGCUUCGGAAGCACUUGUUGUUGUGCAAGGGUCAAUCUGUGCCGGCUUCAUUGCGUCUGAUAACACAGUCUUUAUCAGAAAUCUCAAGAAGGGGGAUGCUAUGGUGUUUCCACAAGGCUUGCUUCACUUCCAGAUCAAUGCAGGUGGCUCUUUGGCUCAGGCUAUUGCGUCAUUCAGUAGUGCGAAUCCUGGCCUCCAAAUUCUUGAUUUCGCAUUGUUCAAGAGUGACUUGCCCACUCCAAUUAUAUCGGGCACCACUUUCCUCGAUCCUGAGCAGGUGAAGAAGCUCAAGGGUGUUCUAGGAGGCAAAAAUUAAGAGUAUUAUUAGGAGAGUGCUGUCCUUGUAGGAGUCUCAAGAGUGUCUCUUUUGUUAGAUUUAACUUUCAUUUUAGAUUAAUCAGGAUAGUAAGCAGAUGAUUUUUCUUGAGAAGUGAUCGUGGGACAAGUGAUAAAAGUGGCAGUCUGAUGUGGUUCUUGUGUGUUUUGUUUCCAGUGGUCAAGGAUGUGUUCAACUAUUGUCCUGAUGAGAGAAAGGUCGAGAGUAUCUCUUUUGUUAAUUGGAUUCUCAUUCAACAUCCUGACUUUGGUUUUUAAUUUCAGAUUAAUCAACCUUGUACUGGAUUCUUCUUGA